AUGCGUCGAAAGAAGGGCUUGGUUUCGAAACAGCAAUCACCGUCGCAAAAUAAGCAAAAGACAGUCGACCCUGCCCCAAAGGGCAACCCGUCAUACUCACUCUUCUUGCCGACCUUCUAUCCCAUGAGCACAACAACACCCCCACCAGAGGAAAAUACCAAAUGUCCAACUUCUUCGUCAUCAAGCACCGCCUCGACAGUCGUCGAAGAGCCCCAAGAUGAUGUCAUCAAGCCCAUUCUCACCCGGGUGAGUGUGCCCACACCCUCCCGAGUUUCGAUGGGCACACAGACCAUUGAAACCGGUGAAGAGACGAUGCCGAUGGGUUCGUUGCCUCUCCAUUUUGUUUGCACCCACUGCCAAGUUCCUCGCAGCGUCCGGCUACAUGGUCUGUGCAUUUGCAUAUACUGCCUGCAGCACGAGCAGAAGUACUGCGUCCGAGGACAGCAUGAGAUGGACCGACCAGACUUUGUUGACUUGGAUGGGAUGGAGUAUGAGGUCUGCAACCAGUGCCGGAGCAGAGACUCUUAA
Messenger RNA from Penicillium alfredii, 528 nucleotides. RefSeq lists its product as uncharacterized. The transcript is spliced from 3 exons. Lineage: Eukaryota; Fungi; Ascomycota; Eurotiomycetes; Eurotiales; Aspergillaceae. Bases 1 to 528 code for a protein of 175 amino acids. The record is from RefSeq and is a predicted model, not a curated record.